Molecule: messenger RNA, 1111 nt
Organism: Chenopodium quinoa (quinoa)
Lineage: Eukaryota; Viridiplantae; Streptophyta; Magnoliopsida; Caryophyllales; Amaranthaceae
Product: putative methyltransferase DDB_G0268948
Exons: 2
Coding region: 85-894 (269 amino acids)
Molecular function (GO): S-adenosylmethionine-dependent methyltransferase activity
Source: RefSeq, a predicted model, not a curated record
CUUUAAUUUACUAUCAAACAACGUUAAACCAAAAUUGAAUAAAAUUAGAAGAUAGAGAAAGAGAAGAAAGAAUAGAAGAAAUAAAUGGCAGGGAGUGGAGAAUUGGCAAAGCCAACCUACAAUGCAAAGCUAUAUUCAGGUGGUAGACCUUCUUACCCACCUCAACUCUUUCAUUUCAUCGCAUCCCACACUCCUUCCCAUCUUCUUGCUUGGGAUGUCGGUACUGGCACUGGCCAGGCCAUUUCUUCCCUAGCUGAACUCUAUAAGAAUGUGGUGGGAACAGAUAUUAGCGCGACACAGCUAGAGUGUGCGCCAAAACUGCUUAAUGUCAAGUACAUUCAGACGCCUCAGGUUCUAUCCGUAACUGAUGUUGAGCAAAUGAUAGCACCCGAAUCCAGCAUUGACUUGAUAACCGUAGCCCAAGCAAUGCACUGGUUCGAUCUCACCAAGUUCUAUGAGGUGGUGAGAUGGGCUCUAAAGAAGCCUAAUGGGAUCAUUGCAGCCUGGUGCUACACUACACCUUUGGUGAAUGAGGAGGUGGAUGCAGUCUUCUGGCCGUUCUACAAGGGAUUUUCCGGUCCUGGAUGGGAGGAGACGACAAGGGCUGUGGAUGACAAGUACCGGAGCAUUCAUUUCCCAUUCGAGCCUGUUGAUGGGUUGGCAGAUACUGGUCCGUUUGAGUUCAAGAACGAGAAGGUGAUGAGCUUGGAGGACUAUUUUGCAUACAUAAGGUCAUGGUCGGCUUACAAUGCUGCUAAGGAGAAAGGGGUAGAGAUGCUGCCGGAUGAGCAGGUGGAGCGAUUUAAGCAUGCUUGGAUGAAUGAUGGGAAGAACGAGAAGGUUGUGAAGUUUCCUGUUUAUUUGAGGAUGGGAAAAGUUGGGGAUUCGAAAUGAAAUUGGUGAUGCAACUGAUGAUGCCUUCAACUUCAUUAUAUGCAUAUAACCACCAAUAAAGAGUUUCUGCUUACGCCUUUCCUGUAUUAGACAGAGUAGAUUAUAUGAAUAUUAGUAUCAAAUAUCAAUGAUUAUAAUGUUUAAGGUAGAAUGUUGAAGUUGACGUUUUGACAGUUCUCAGAAUAAAAGAUCAGAUACUGGUGUUUUUCUUUGUCAA